Molecule: messenger RNA, 1270 nt
Organism: Lutra lutra (Eurasian river otter)
Lineage: Eukaryota; Metazoa; Chordata; Mammalia; Carnivora; Mustelidae
Gene: FITM1
Product: fat storage inducing transmembrane protein 1
Exons: 2
Coding region: 368-1246 (292 amino acids)
Biological process (GO): lipid storage; lipid droplet organization; phospholipid biosynthetic process
Cellular component (GO): endoplasmic reticulum membrane
Source: RefSeq, a predicted model, not a curated record
GGGGUGACUGGCUGACCAGACAGAUGGGCAGACCCAGGCAGGCUAUGGACAAAACACUGAACAGCAGGCCUGGCUCUCUGACAUGAACCAGAACAUGGUUGGACCUGGGGACACGGGGCUAACAGGAAAGGACACAGGCCACUGUCAGGACACACAGCCAAAGCUAGGACCCUGCUGACGUGGCAGCCCUCGGCCCUGGCCCCUUACUGCCCCCCGCCCCUCUCCCCCGCCUGCCAGCUGCCAACAGGGCUCUGCCCUGUGUCUGCCACACCUGUCACUGCCUGUCCUUGUCCGGGGGUGGGGGGGGCCCAUCAGCCCCUCCUCAGCUGCCCAGCAGAGCAAGCGGUUAGUGGGGAGGGGAGGGAACAUGGAGCGGGGGCCAGUGGUGGGGGCAGGGCUGGGGGCCGGGGCCCAAAUCCGGGCACUGCUGGGCUGCCUGGUCAAGGUGCUGCUCUGGGUGGCGUCUGCCUUGCUGUACUUUGGAAGUGAACAGGCCGCCCGCCUGCUGGGCAGCCCCUGCUUACGGCGCCUCUACCAUGCCUGGUUGGCAGCAGUGGUCAUCUUUGGGCCCCUUCUGCAGUUCCACGUCAACCCUCGGACUAUCUUCGCCAGCCACGGCAACUUCUUCAACAUAAAGUUUGUGAAUUCAGCAUGGGGCUGGACAUGCACCUUCCUGGGGGGCUUCGUGCUGCUGGUGGUGUUCCUGGCUACACGGCGUGUGGCAGUGACGGCACGGCACCUGAGCCGGCUGGUGGUGGGGGCCGCAGUGUGGCGGGGGGCUGGCCGGGCCUUCCUGCUCAUCGAGGACCUGACUGGCUCCUGCUUUGAGCCUCUGCCCCAGGGCCUGCUGCUGCACGAGCUUCCGGACCGCCGCAGCUGCCUGGCAGCCGGCCACCAGUGGCGGGGCUACACAGUCUCCUCCCACACCUUCCUGCUCACCUUCUGCUGCCUGCUCAUGGCCGAGGAAGCGGCAGUGUUCGCCAAGUAUCUGGCCCACGGGCUGCCAGCCGGGGCCCCUCUUCGCCUCGUCUUCCUGCUCAACGUGCUGCUGCUGGGCCUCUGGAACUUCUUGCUGCUCUGUACCGUCAUCUAUUUCCACCAGUACACCCACAAGGUGGUGGGGGCCGCAGUGGGCACCUUUGCCUGGUACCUCACCUAUGGCAGCUGGUAUCAUCAGCCCUGGUCUCCUGGGAGCCCCGGCCAUGGGCUCUUCCCUCGGCCCCGCUCUAGCCGCAAGCACAACUGAAAGAAAUAAAGGCAAAUCAGGCCU